Oncorhynchus mykiss (rainbow trout) is the source of this 2244-nucleotide messenger RNA. The record is from RefSeq and is a predicted model, not a curated record. Lineage: Eukaryota; Metazoa; Chordata; Actinopteri; Salmoniformes; Salmonidae.
AUGGGAGCAAAAGGUCCAAUCAAGCUGGAGAGACCAGCCUCCCCUGUACCCAGCUGUGUGUCCAUGAAGAGUGACUGGUCUAUGCAUGAUCCUAUAGUGUUUAGAGAGGCAGACUUUUCUACUGAACAAAGAAACCAACAGGAGAGAUCAGAGUCAGGGAUUCUCAUUGGUCAGUCUUCCCAGAGUAAUCAAACAGACCUGGCCUCCAUAUUCAGUUUGCUUGAAGAGAAUAUUAUGACAUUUGUGAAGAACGAGCUGAAGAUGUUCAAGAGGAUUCUUAGUCCAGAACUCCCAGAAGGCUUUGAGAGUAAGAAGCAGGAUAAGGAAGUGGUGGAUGGUGAAGAUGAGAAGCAGGAGAGCAGUGCCAGAGAGGGGGCUCUGAAGAUCACACUGCACAUCCUGAGGAAAAUGAACCAGAAGGAGCUUGCUGACACACUGGAGAAAUAUUCAGAUGAGCUUGCUGUGAUUUGCCAACGUGAACUCAAAUCUAAUCUAAAGAAGAAGUUUCAAUGUGUAUUUGAGGGGAUCGCUAAACAAGGAAACCCAACACUUCUCAAUAAGAUCUACACAGAGCUCUACAUCACAGAGGGUGGAACAGGAGAGGUCAACAAUGAACAUGAGCUCAGACAGAUUGAGACAUCAACCAGGAAACAAGCAAGACCAGAGACUGCAAUCAAAUGUAACGACAUCUUCAAACCCUUAACUGGACAAGACAAACUUAUCAGAACUGUGCUGACAAAGGGAGUCGCUGGAAUUGGAAAAACAGUCUCUGUGCAGAAGUUCAUUCUGGACUGGGCUGAAGGAAAAGCAAAUCAGGAUGUCCAAUUUGUAUUUUCAUUCCCUUUCCGGGAGCUGAAUUUGAUGAAAGGGGAACACACUUUCUUUGAAAUUCUCAAUCACUUCUCAAUGGAAACCAAACAAUCAAGAAUCUCCAGCUAUGACGAGUACAAAGUUCUGUUCAUCUUUGAUGGUCUGGAUGAGUGCCGACUGCCCCUAGACUUCCAGAACAACAAGAUUUGUUGUGACGUCACAAAGUCAACCUCAGUGGAUGUUCUGCUGACAAAUCUCAUCAAGGGAAAUCUGCUUCCUUCUGCUCUCCUCUGGAUAACUACCCGACCUGCAGCAGCCAAUAAGAUCCCUUCUGGGUGUGUUGACCAGGUGACAGAGGUACGAGGAUUCAAUGACCCACAGAAGGAGGAGUACUUCAGGAAGAGAUUCAGUGACGAGGACCUGGCCAGCAGAAUCAUCUCACACAUAAAGACAUCAAGGAGCCUCCACAUCAUGUGCCACAUUCCAGUCUUCUGUUGGAUUUCUGCAACAGUCCUUGAACACAUGCUGAAACAGAAGAGAGAAGAGAUGCCCAAGACUCUGACUGAGAUGUACACACACCUUGUGGUGUUUCAUACCAAACAGAAGAAUGAAAAGUAUCUUGGGAAAGAAGAGACAGGUCCACACUGGAAUAAAGAGAGCAUUCUGUCACUGGGAAAACUGGCUUUUCAACAGCUUGUGAAGGGCAAUCUGAUUUUCUAUGAAGAAGACCUGAAAGAGGCUGGCAUUGAUGUCAAUGAAGCCUCAGUGUACUCAGGAUUGUGCACACAGCUCUUUAAAGAGGAAUGUGGGCUGUACCAGGACAAGGUGUACUGCUUUGUUCAUCUGAGCAUUCAGGAGUUUCUGGCUGCUGUAUAUGUGUUCCUCUCAUUCAUCAACAACAAUGAGAACCUAAUGUCCAAACCUCAAUCAAUGUCCAGGAACCUUUCUGCGCUGUUCAGAGAGAAGCCUAAAGUUACUUUCUACAAGAGUGCUGUGGAUAAAGCCUUACGAAGUGAGACGGGAAACCUGGACCUUUUCCUCCGCUUCCUUCUGGGCCUCUCACUGGAGUCCAAUCAGAAGCACUUACGAGGUCUACUGACAAAGACAAGAAGCAGCUCACAGAGCCAUGAGGAAACAGUCAAGUACAUCAAGGAGAAGAUCAGGGAGAAUCCCUCUCCAGAGAGGUGCAUCAAUCUGUUCCACUGUCUGAAUGAACUGAAUGACCAUUCUCUAGUGGAGGAGGUCCAAAGCUACCUGAGCUCAGGAAGUCUCUCUAGAGCCUACCUGUCACCUGCACAGUGGUCAGCUCUGGUCUUUGUGUUGCUGACUUCAGAAAAGGAGCUGGAUGUGUUUGACCUGAAGAAAUUCUCCAGAUUAGAGGAAGGUCUUCUGAGGCUGCUGCCAGUGGUCAAAGCCUCCAGAGUUGCUCUGUGA